Molecule: messenger RNA, 1563 nt
Organism: Micropterus dolomieu (smallmouth bass)
Lineage: Eukaryota; Metazoa; Chordata; Actinopteri; Centrarchiformes; Centrarchidae
Gene: pigm
Product: phosphatidylinositol glycan anchor biosynthesis, class M
Exons: 8
Coding region: 246-1484 (412 amino acids)
Biological process (GO): GPI anchor biosynthetic process
Cellular component (GO): membrane; glycosylphosphatidylinositol-mannosyltransferase I complex
Molecular function (GO): alpha-1,4-mannosyltransferase activity; GPI mannosyltransferase activity
Source: RefSeq, a predicted model, not a curated record
AAGAGAAGGUUAGACAAGGCACUUCCGGAUAACUUCCUAGCUGUCAUGUUUGAAGUAUGGAUAUUCAAAAACGAAUCGCUUAUUAACAAAACAAGACGGUAUUAUUACCAAACAUCUCCGUACGUUAAAGGCAAGCUGAGAUGGCCAGUGUUUGGCUAACGUAUUCCAACUCGGAGAGACGACAAACUAGCUAACCUUGCUCGCACUGUAGCCUGCUAAUCUGGUUUUCCCUGCUUGGUUUGCUGAUGGAGAGGCUAAUAACCCAGCUCACAGAGAAGCAUGUGCUUUUCACGGCUUCCUUCGCUAUACGACUGGCCUUGGUCGCUUAUGGAGACUACCAGGAUAGGACUAUGGCGGUGAAGUACACUGACAUUGACUACCAUGUGUUCACAGAUGCUGCAAGAUUCAUAACUGAGGGGCAGUCCCCAUACAACAGAUCAACCUACCGCUACACCCCUCUCCUUGCCUGGCUGCUCACCCCUAACAUCUAUCUCAGCAACGUGUUUGGCAAGAUCCUCUUCAUUGUUUGUGAUGUGCUGUCAGGUCUGCUCAUCUACAGAAUCCUUCGCCUGAGAGGUCUGGGCCCUGAGACUGCAUGUCGUGUUUGUUCUCUGUGGCUCCUGAACCCACUGCCCAUGGGAGUAUCCAGCCGAGGGAAUGCUGAGUCAAUCUUGGCAGCCCUGGUGCUGGGAACAUUACUGUGUAUGGAAGCCCAGUGUCUGAUGUGGGCAGCCAUACUGUAUGGUCUGUCUGUCCAUAUGAAGAUCUACCCCAUUACAUAUGCUCUGCCCAUCGUUCUGACCCUGCGCACACUAGAGACCAGAUCAGAAGAGGACAAAAAGGGGUGGAGGAGGCUCAUUGGGUUUAUGGGAAGUUUCCUCAACCGAAGGUUGUUCCUUUUUGCAGGUGUUGCCGGAGGAGUUUUCUGUAUGCUCACAGCCCUCUUCUAUUACAUGUAUGGUUGGGAGUUUCUUCAUGAAACCUACUUGUACCAUCUGACCAGAAGGGACAUCAGACACAACUUCUCUCCAUACUUCUAUAUGCUCUACCUCACAGCAGACAGCAGGUGGAGCCAGUGGCUUGGCCUAGCAGCAUUCCUGCCACAGCUCAUCCUGCUGUUGGUAGCAUCAUGGGCCUUUCACUCUGACCUGGCCUUCUGCUGUUUCCUGCACACCGCCAUCUUUGUCUCUUUCAACAAAGUCUGCACUUCACAGUACUUCCUGUGGUACCUAUGUCUUCUUCCUCUGGUCAUCCCUCACCUGAGUCUGUCACUAAAACAGGGAGUGGGACUGCUGCUCCUCUGGUUUGCUGGACAGGGCAUCUGGUUGGGCCCAGCCUACUUCCUGGAGUUUGAAGGCUACAACACCUUCUUGUUGAUCUGGCUUGCGGGAUUGCUUUUCUUGAUCAUCAACUCGUCCAUCUUGAUUCAGAUCGUAUCCCAUUACAAACCAGCACAAACUCCAAAGAGACUGAAGGUGGAAUAACAUUCAGUCAUUGUAGAGAUAGACGGAAGAAGAUAAUGGACUAUGAAUGUAUGUUGAAGAAUAAAUUGUUUUUGUUAAA